Caenorhabditis auriculariae is the source of this 19045-nucleotide messenger RNA. The record is from the annotation of a GenBank genome assembly. Lineage: Eukaryota; Metazoa; Nematoda; Chromadorea; Rhabditida; Rhabditidae.
AUGAUCCCAGAAAGAAUGCGAAAAAUGUGUGCCCAGCACCUGAUCCACCGUUUUUUCGGCAAAUUUCUAGAAAAUCAGAUCCCCCUUGAUCGAUUAUCAUUAAAUCUAACCAAAGGACAUGUUGAAGUCGAGGAAAUUAACUUGCAUGUCGAGGUAAUCAAAGAACAUUUUGGAAAUUCAUCAUUUUUUGCAGUAUUUCAAUGAAAUAUUGACGAAAAUGAACGUCCCUUUCGUUUUGGUCGACGGGUAUAUUGGUAAAUUUAGGGCUGGUGAGUCGAAAUUCAAAAAUUUGAGAGCUGAAAAUUAAAAAAAUAAUUCCAAAUUUGAGAAAAAUAUUUUUUUAUUUAAAAAUUAUCAUUUUUUUGAGGUUUUUUUAAAAAAAUUUUGUGCGUACAAUAUUCCGAAAAAAAUUGCGAAAAAUCUCGAAUUUUAAGUCGAUUUUAACUAUUUUUUUACGCAUUAAAAAGCAAGAAAUAUGCAAUUUCACGUGUGAUUUUUUAACGCUCAGAAAUGAUUUCCCAUUAAAAUGUACGUUUCACGAAAUCUUUUUAUUUCUUCCUAUUAUCUUACAAUUUGUUUAGUUGAUUACAUGAUCUACUAUAUAAAUUAGGACAUUUUUCGGAAAGUUAGGCCUUGCAUUUGUUAAAUACGGCCUUCAGAUAAUUAGGACACUUUUUUUCACUUUUUUAAACUUUUUUCAUAAUAAAUUCGUUGUUUUUUCACGGAUUAGUUUUUUAUUCUGUGUUUUCUAUUCGUUUAUUUUUAUUUUUUGAAUGCAUCUGUAAAUAUUUUGGUUCAGAUGAAAAUUUUUUUGAUUUUCAAUUUUUUUGAAUUAUUUUCUUCGAAAAACAUUUUUUUGCAUUUUUUUAUCAUUUCAAGGUACUUCAGAACAUAGUGCUAUUCAAAUUUUGCCAGGAAAAAGAAGAUGGAAAAAAAUUAAUUUUUCAUUUAUUUUUUUCUUUGUCAAAAAUUUUUUUCGUUUUAAGAAAAAAAUGUGUUUUAUCGCAAAAAAGGACCGAGUCAUUUUUUUUCAUGAUAAAUAAGUCAAAAAUUGAAUUUUCAAAAUGAAUGAAGGAAACUAUAAAAAUUAGUAAAAAAAAAAGAUAGUAUGAAAAAAAAAAUUAAUAUCCUAAUGUGAAGGUCGUAUUACACAAAUACAACAUACGACCUAACUUUCCAAAAAAAUCACUUUCCGGAACUUUCGUAGUCUCCAUCCCGUGUUCAAAGUAAUUUCCGCGAAAUCCAAAAAAAUCUCUGACUUUCCAAAAUUUAAUUAUAUUUUUCUCUCUCUGACGGCUUUUUUUUUGAUUUUUUGUAAUCACUUUCAACAUGGCAUUAGGUUUGAUUAGAAUUUUCUACGAAUUUAUUCAAUUUUUCUCUGUUUUUCUCUGCGCCCUCCUCGUCUCUCGGUGACUCUCUCUUUUGGCUGUGCUUUUUUCAUGUUUCUCUGAUCUCGCCGGUGAGGGAACAGAGAGACGCAGACACUAGGAAAAUGCCGAUUCACGAGACUAUACUUUAUAGCUGAUUCACGGUUUGAGACAUCCAAAAAUAGGUCCUGACGCGAUGAAAAAAGAGAGAGUGUCUGGUCGGUGGAGAGCGCAGACAGGCCACGCCCCCUUAGCGUACCAAGCCGUGAAUCGGCUGGAAAUAAAGUUCGCAUAGUGAAAAUCUGUACAAAAGUUUAUUUUUAGAGAUGUGAGUCAUCAAAAAUUUCGUUUUAAGCAGAAAAAAAAAAAUGAAUUUCACAAAAAUUAUAAGAUUUCGCAAUUUUUCACCAUGAAGGACGUGGUUUUAAAGCUUUAUAGAUUUUUUUUUUUGGCAAAUUUCAAGUUUUUUGAACCUCAAUUAUUUCUUAUGAAGAAUAAAAUGCUCAGAAGUUCCAUGGCUAUCACUAAUGUCCAACUCAACCAGAAUACGUGUAGAGGACUUGCAAUUGACUUUCCAGGCCCGCGAAAAAAUCAAAAUCGAAGAUAAAGAGAAAGGUAGCUUCUUCAAAUAAAAAAACAUGAAGAAAUGAAUUUUUCAAGUCGCCGCAAUGGUCGGAAAAAUCGUCGAAAAAUUGACAGUCCCGCCGGAAAGUAUCUUCGAAGAUUCCUCGCAGGAAAAUGUCGACCCCGAUGAGGGAAUCGAGGCGUUUGUCAAGGUUUUUGGUCUUGGAAGUUGGGAAAAUUCCCUAAAAAUGCAUGGGUUUUAUUCAGAAGAAGGGUUUGUACUAAAAAAGAUUUCAGGUUUUUAUGUCAGUUUUUAAAAUUUUCUGAUGAAUCUUUAUGUAUUUUUGUACCUUUUUAUACCUUUUUCGUACCUUUUUGCCCAUUUUUUUAAAAGGUCACAACAUUAAUCAUUUCAAUUAACCUGUUAGUCUUAUUUUUAAUUUUUUUGUUACUUUUUUUGAAAUUUUUUUCGCAAGAUUUCAAUGUGACUUUAUUAAUUUUUAAGGAAUAAGCUCCAACUUGGAUCUUUUUUUGUCCGUAUUUUUUUUGGGAUUGAGACCGUUUCAGAAACUUUAUUAAAAACUAUAAAAAAAUUUUAGGAAAAACUUUUUCUGAAUUUUUUUCGAAGAGUGGGAUAUUAACAAAGGGCAGAUAAAUUAUUUCCAAAAAAUGCUCGAUUUCCAUUUUUUUACAAGACAAAAAAACAGGUAGAAAUCUGGUUUUUUUCUAAUUUUUUUCGAAAAAUUGAAGAUUUUAUUACGGAAAUUCAUGUCUUUGUUUCGUUAGAAAAGAUUAACCGUUGAAAAAAAUCAGGAAAAAAAUCGCGAGUUAUAUUUCGAGGAAAAAUUCUUAGAAAAAUUCGUAUAAAUUUAACCGUAAAAAAAUUUCUGUGCGUGAAUUUCAGGCUGAAAAAGCUACUCAAAAAAAUGACUUUGGUAAUUUGAAAAGUGAUAAAAAAACGUUAAAAAAAUGAACAAAAAAAGUCUAAAAAAAUCACGUAUUUUUCCAGGUCAUCGACUCGAUUUACACUCGAUUCCGUGCUGACUUUGCCAAGACGAUAAUUCGCGUCGAAACUCUUCCCGCAGAGGAGUCUGGCAUUUGUCAGGCUCUCGAAUUCCGCAUUGAAGAGUUCGUUUGAAAGUUUUUAGUUUGAAGGCGCAUAGACCAGUUUGUUGAAAAUAUCCCUUUUUCGGAGUUUAAAGGCGCAUUGAUAAGUCUUCUAAAAUCUUUCUUCACAGGUUCUUAAAGGCGCACUGACGCUUUUUUUUUUUGCAAGUUGUUUUAAAGGCGCAUGGAACCGUCUGUUAGAAAAUAUCAUUUUUAUGAGCUUUUAAAGGCGCAUGGACAAGUCUUUUGAUUUUUAUUUCUGUUUUUUAAAGGCGCAUAGACCAGUUUGUUGAAAAUAUCAUUUUUUGGGAAUUAAAGGCACACUGAUAAGUCUUUUGAAAUGUUCCUUUACAGGUUCUUAAAGGCGCAUGGACGCUGUUUUUUUUUUAUUGCGAGUUUUUUUAAAGGCGCAUGGAAAAGUCUGUUGAAAAAUCCACUUUUUUAUGUGCUUUUAAAGGCGCAUUGAUAAAUAUACUUCGAAUUUGAAUUUUGUGUUUUUAAAGGCGCAUAGAACCGUCUGUUGAAAAAUAUCAUUUUUUGAGAGUUAAAGGCGCGUUGAUAAGUCUUUUGAAAUGUUCCUUUACAGGUUCUUAAAGGCGCAUAGACCAGUUUGUUAACAGUAUUCAUUUUUCGCAGUUUAAAGGCGCAUUGAUAAGUCUUUUCAAUUUUAAUUUUGUGUCUUUGAAGGCGCAUAGACCAGUUUGUUGAAAAUAUCCUUUUUUAAGCUUUAAAAGGCGCAUAGAACCGUCUAUUGUUGUUAAAGGCGCAUUUAAGGAUCUUCUCUAAGUUUUCUGCAAUUUUAAAAGUGAAUUGUGAAAUUUUUUGAAAAUCCAUUUUUGACGCUUUUUGGACGCUCAAUUUGAAAUAAAUCGAUAUAUUACGUCCUUUUUUUGAUUUUUUAUGUAUCUAAUUCGAGCUAAAAUCAGUAUGAUUAUUUUUGAAAAAGAAUCGCGAUUUUUUUUCGCAGUAGGUUUACCAUUUUUUCUAUGACCCAAAAAAUGAUCUUCGUUUCGAGACCCUGCUCCUUUAAAAAUCGCAGCGAAGAUUUUGUAGUUUAUGAGUUUUCAGAAUCAAGUUUAUGGAUGAGAAAUUGCGAGCCGCCUUGGAGUCGAUCAAGAUUCAGCCGCCGAAACAGGAUGACUGGGAAAUGAACAAGUUUUUCGCUGUCAACGGUAUGUUUGACUGGAAAAAAGUGGGGUCGCAAUGGGAAUGGCUCAGCGCGUCGCGGCUGCGAAACGGUUUCUAGUGCGAUGUCGCGAAAUUAGAAAUAACCGCCAGAGAGUGAAAAAGUUAAUGAGUUUCUGGAGAGUCAGAGAUAAUUUUGCCUUUUGCAAAGUUUACUUUGAAAACGGUAUAGGUGUUUUGGUGAAAUAUUCGAGAAAAAAGGCUUAAAAUUAAUACCGUAACGCAUUCCAGCCAUUCUCCGUGCGACCAAAAAUAAAAAAGUUCGAAAAACCGAAAAAAAAAACACGCAUGGAAAUGCCCUGCGAGCAGCUGUUUUUCCAAAAAUAAAAUUUAUUAUUUUUUUUUUCUCGUAAUAACAGUGUCAAGAACUAGAGAACCGUCGGGGAAGAUACGAAAAACGACUUUUUUUGGUCAUAACUUUCCUGUGUGUAGUUUGAUCUUUUUGGAAAUUCAUGGAGUUGUGAUGAAAGUCAUUUGUAGCACUCUGGUUUUUCGAAAGAAGAAAAUAAACACGCUGCUUUUUAUAGCCCAUUCCGCGCCAGCUUGUCACGAUUUUUCGUUUCCCUCUGAGCUUCAGAACCCUUCCAUUCGAUGCGCCUAAUCCGCCUUUGCCCAUGCGCCUUUAAUAAACGGUGGUUUUGGGCGAAAUAAAAGGCGCAUCGAAGCGAAGCUUCAUGGAAGGGUUCUGUAGCUCAAAUGAUCAUAAACAUGGUGACGAAAUGGCGUGGAAUGGUGCUAUAACGGUUUUUAAAAAGAUUGAGGUCUAUACAUGGAUUUUUUGAGCAAAAAAGAAUUUCUUUAUUUUUCUAACAAUACUGAAAAUUUUUAUGUUUUGAAAUCGAUUUUCUAGGAUUAUUUACAGGUCUCACCAUAUUUACGGACGUUUAUUCGCCCUUGGCGAAUGUGAUUGUACGGCAAGACGGUUCUGAAAUUUCCACGUCCAUCAAUGAUUUCCAUUCUUGUCGGGCUAGUAGUGAGUUUUCCAUUAGGACUCGGUAAAAAAGCUGAAAAUGGAGUUUUUGUGAAAAAAAGAGACUUUUCCAUCGCUUUUUCAUCGAAAAUUUUCUUUUUGAUAAGUAAAUAUGAUGUAGAAAAGAAGAAAAUUGAACAUUUUUCCAGAAAAUAGGGCUGAAAACCCGAUAAAAGUGUUGUUUUCCUGGAAAAGAAGCUCAAAAUUAGCUUUUUUGAACUUUUAAAAAAAUUCAUAAGGCAUUUUUGCAUGGUCACAAACCCCUUAAAGGACCAUUUGGACUCAUCAAAAAUUUUAAUCAAUAAUCAUGAACUUAAGUGUCUUCCUCGUUUCAAAACGAACCCAGGGAUGUCUCAGAAUCGGAGUGAGUUUCGGAAAGGAUUACUGUAGAAAUAAUGAUCUUCAGGCUCUACAGUAACCCAAUAAAAUUUGCCCAAACUGUUGGAGAAACGAAAUUUUCCUUCAGAAGCAAGCCGCUGGCCGAAACUGAGCAAAAAGUGACUGAAAAAUGCCAAUUUUGACUCAAAAUUGAAAUUUUUAGGUGAAAAUUGACACGUUAUUCGAAGGAUUCCAGGUCUUCAUUACCCCUUCUCAGCUUUCCAUCGUUAAAAAGUGUGUUUUCUAUUUUCAAAUUGUCCUAAUUUGAAGAAAAUUAAGGUUUGUUGAACUGGCGGCGUUUUCUGAACAAGAAAAGCUACAAGAAAAUGAAGAAAUCGUGAUUCGAAAUGAUGGAAAUGCAGCUGGAUCUUCUGAAGGUUAAAUUUGAGAAACUUAGGAUUUUAAGAGCUCAGAAUUGGGAGUAGGGAUUUGGGAACAGAAAAAAAUUUAAAAAUUGCGAGAAAUUAGCCUAGAAGUGUUGAAGAAUCGAGUUAAAAUUGAUCUGGAAAAAAAAAUGUUAGGCCCUCGGUUUUUCACAAGUUUGCCGUUUCAUGAAUGAAAUAAGAUGAAUUUUGCAAAAUUUGGGAUUAUGUUGAAUGUAGAGGUUCUGUAAAAAGCGGCUAGUCAAUUUUUUUCAAUAUUUGAAAAAGGUUUUCGGGGCUUUAAAAUACUUGUUUUUUUCAUUGUAUGACGAGUUUCGAAGCCAUUAAAAAAUCUCGUCAUUAAAUUGAAAAAAAGUUCACUUUUUUUCAAUUUAAUGACAGAUUUUUCUGAAUUUUCUUUAUUUUCGCUAAAAAAAUGAUCUCAAAUGUUUAUGAACACUAUUUCGCACAAUAUAUAUUUUAAUUUCAGGUAAAUUUUAAAAAUAUUGAUAUGAAAUUUAUUGGAAAAAAAUAGAAAUUUCCCUAUUUUCGGCUUCCAGUUUAUGGUUUUCCGAAACUUUUCAAACCAACCAAAAUUGAGAUUUCUACUCUUUUUCGAAAAAAAGAAGUUUCAAAAAUAUUGAAAAAUUAUUAAAAAAAUAGGCCGAACCGACCGACUUUUUCCAGCAUGCAAAACAUUUUCCGAUCGAGUCUUUUUUUAAGAUAUUGAGGACAGUUUUGUUGAAAAGCGCAAAUAAAAAUAAUUAUUCCAUUUAAAAAAAUAAUUGUAAAUUUUUGAAAGGAGUAAUUUUUUUUGUUCAAUUUUUUUCUCAAUUUUUUUCAGAUUUUCAUCGUGUUUUUUUCUUCCCUUUUUGCGCUAAUUUUUUUAAUUAAAAAAACCUCAAAAAAAGUUCAAAAAAAUCGAAAAAUUUAUGCUUCAAAAAAAUUAAAAAAACAUCUUUUUUUAAUGAUAUUUCAAUAAAAUCGCCAUGAAGUUUGAUUUUCUCAUUUUUCGCAAUUUUAGGAGGGUAGUUAAGAAGAGUUCAGCGGAAUAUUGAGCGAAAAAAGAGGUUUAGACAUUUUUUGAAGCAUUUUUUAACGCUAAAGAUGUAUAGAAUUUAGGCUCACUUUACACUUAAUAAAUUCAGAAUUUUUCUUAAUUUUCUCACACCUUUUCCGUUUCAGGAAAUCUCCAAAAAGAGGAGAAUUUCAAGACAAUCGACCUCAACGACUUUGGGCCGCCCGAAAACGACGCCGACAGUUUUUUUUUUCGCUCCAAUUUAUAAUUUUUUGCAUUUUUCAGAGAGUUUUUCGCUUUGUAUGAGCGAAAAUUUCAAGCUGAAAUUGACUUUUGCAACUUUUCUGGCUUAUAUUCCCCAUCACGAUUUUCUCUCAUUGGAAAACGUCUCAAAAGAGAGAAAUUACCAUCUCGCUAUUUCAGAAUUCGAAAAAGAGGCCGAAAAGUUGUUUUCUGCACUUUUUCGCAAUGUUUAUUGAUCAUUCCUCAGAUUUUUCGCUCUUUCGGAGGUUUUCGAAUUUUCCCCGGACGUUUCUUUGGAUUCAGUUCGUGCCGAGGCUGAUAAGUUGUACUUGAAGGACCACUUGAGGUACUUGGGACGAAAAUGGACUUAUUUUUAGGGGGGAGGAUUUUUUUUUUCAUUGAGAAAAGUCUGAUUUUUAGGGAUGUUAGCUGAUAAAGUUCCAAGAAAGCGACGUAUUUUGAGCUUGUAAAGUUCAAAAAUACCAUUUUAAAAAUCGAAAACCGAUUUUUGGCUUUCUCGGAACAUUUCUGAUCAUUUUUGGACAUUAAGAGCCUUUAAAGGAUUUUUUUCAGAGAAAGAAUUUUUUUUCAUCGAAAAAACGGCUGAUUUUUGAGAUUUUAGGCGUAUAAAUUUGAAAAAAAAAAACGGUUUUCAGGCCUGAAUUGUUUUAAAGUUAAUAGAGAAGUUGAAGACAGAUUUUUGAGCCCUUUUCAAUCAAUCAAUUAAUAUUUAUUGGUUGUUUUAGUCAGAUGGACUUUUCCAAAAACUUUCAAAACAGUUCGAUAAUAUAUGGGAUAAGUGCAGUUUUUCAAAGAGAUUAUUUUUUUGUUAUUUUUGUCUCCCAACCAGUCAAAAAAUACUUGGGGCUAAAAAGGGCCUUUUAAGAGUAAAAAAUAAUUUAUUCAUUGAAAAAAAAGUGGAUUUUUUUGAAGCCAAGGACUGUUUGGCUGAUGAAAACUGAACAAAAAUAGUUUUCUAGCCUAAAUUGUUCAAAAAAGUCAUUAGAAAAGUAGCUGACCACUUUUUAGGCAUUUUUAAACGCAUUUUCGAUCAUUUUUGAUUGAUGAGAGCCUAAAAAGGGUUAUUUUUUGAAGGAAUAGUUAUUUUUCCAUCGAAAAAAAGGGAUUAUUUGGAAACCUAGCAAUAUUUAGCUGAUAGAUUUUGAAAAAAAGUUUAUAAUUUUUUUGGGCCAUUUUUGUACCUUUUUUUCGAUAUUUAAAGCCGAAAAAAAUGGUAAUUUUCAAAUAUUUUCGAUCUCAAAAUCAGUAAAAAAACUUGACAAAAUAUUUAUUUUUUUUACUAUGAGUUUGGAAUUUUUUUCCCAAAAACUUAUCUUUGUUUCAUACUCUAUUUAAGAUCCAUAAAAAAUCAGCAAUAAAUGAUACUUUGAUUAUAAACAACUGAUAAUGAAAAAUAUGCCGUUCCGUGUAAGUUCUCUGAAAAUUUACUUUUUUUUUUUAGGAUUUUUGCAUCUUCUGCUCAUUUCUCAUACUCUUUGUACGGUGCCUACAGCUCGGAAUGUUGGAAUAUUUGGACGGAAAUUUGUCUCACCAAAUGUGACUUCUUGGAGUAUCUCACUGAGGCCAGCGUUCCGGUUAAUAAUUUUUCCUUUUUCAAAAAAAAAGGAAUUUUUUAGACGUCUAAUGGACCAACCCAUGUUCCUUUACUGAAUUUCUCGGAUCCUGGAAAUAAUCCAAACUUGAAAAUUAUCGCCUCCACGUCUGCAGAGGCCGAAGGAAAGGUAUGGGAUCAUGGGGGGAAGAAAAAAUCUCGUUCGAAGCAAAUUACUUACUUUAGAAUAGUUGAAAGGCUCCGCUGAAAAAAAUGCAAAAGUUAUCGGGAAAAAGUCUUUUAAGCUUCCCCCAGAGUCUUACAUUCCUUGGCUUUUUCACAGUUUUUCGAAUCUUUAUCUGAUCCCGAGCUUCCCUGUACAAUAUUUACGUAUAAAAAGUAUAAGUUUCAAUCGAAAAACCGAAUUUGAUCAUUUUUCAGACACCUAGUUGGAGUCGUCCAAAAAGUCAUUUAUGAAAAACUUGAAAAACUUUAUUUUAAAGCAGUUCAAGCAGUUUAUUGUUCAGAAAUUUUCAAUUUUUUCAAAAGUAUUAUCAUCCUCAGGAAACUCGCCUUGAAAACAAACUCAUACUAAGUUCAAGACCGAAAAAAACUCGUCCGAAGAGUCAUUUUUUAAAAUUUUCGGAAAUACCCAGCCCUUUUUGGGGCUUUUAAAGCGUACGGAGAGCGUUUUGACACGUUUGGAGGACAUUUUAAGAAGACGUACAUUCUAGAAGCUUGGAGGUCUAUUUUUUAGGGAAAGAGAAGUUUCCAGAAGCACUUGGAAGGUUCUAGCACGGCGUUUUUUUUGACGACGCCCCGCCCACUUUUCAUCCGUAAAGUGUCGUGUGUCGUGUGCAUGCACUGCGCCGCUUUCGCGCAGAAAAUUGCGUUUAUCUAGAGAAAUUUAGAUUCCUCUUAAAGACCUCUGGCAAUACGGCGGCCUGCGCCUUUAAUAAGCCCUGUUAUUUACGUUCUUAGAGCCGAAAUCUCUGUUGUUCCCAUGACGUCACGUGGGAACGGCGGAUUUUUGGUUUCGCAUUUUCUUCCACUGAUAAAAACGCCGUUCUAGAAGGAUUUGGAACGUUAUGAAAUAAUGUGGAAUUUUUUAAAAGCGGAAGAGUUAGCAAGGAAAAAAACUUGUUGGAAGGUUCUAGAAGGAGCUUGAAGGAUUUAUCUAAAUAUGAUGGAAACAACUGAGAUUACUGUAAAUUGCACAAGCUAUCGAUUGAUUUACAUCAUACCUAGUAAAAAAAAAUCAAUAUUUAGACACUCAGGCUAGCUAAUUACUGUAAACCGCAGGGAAUGUCCCAUAAAAAUCAUGUGUACGAUUAAAAAUAUUCAAAAAGGGGUUUUUUUCGCUGUUCUUUUCGGAUAAUUUGAUAUAAUUUUGAUCAAAAUUGGAGAAAAGCUUCUUCAACUCGAUCCAAAACUUUCAGUUCACAAUCGAGGCUCUUAUCAGUUCCUGCGAAACGGAGCUGGAUCUAUCAAUUCUCGACCGAAUCUCCGAUUUUAUUGUCCCUCGACCUUUCUUCGAUAAAAAGUGUAUUGGAAGGUCAGCUCAAAAAACAUUUGAAGCAAAAAAAGAUUGAAAUUUUUCCAGAUCACAUCCCCAAAGCAGUAUUCUGACCACGGCGGACAUUGAUAUCGUUUGUCCCGAUUGGAAAUUGAACUUGAGGCAUUUUUCCUACAAAAAUAGGCUUUUACCAAGAUUUUUCAGGGUCCCAAAGGCUAAUGAUCAUCAUCACCAACGGCUAGUCCAUCCAGAAUCUCUCAAGUUCAAUUUGAAAGGAGUGAAGGCCAGAUUUUCGAAAAAUGACUCAAUUUCCUUGGAUUUUUCCUGUAAUGAAGUGAAGGGUUAGUCAUUGAAAACUGACUUUUUGAUUUUUGAGAGAAUUAGGAAAAAUUGAAGGAAUUUAUAAGCUUUUAGGUGGUCCUACAGAAUCGAAAAAAGAAAAGAAACAGAAAAAAAAACUUUGAAAUGCUCCUUUAUUCAAGAAUUUCUGACAAAUUGUAAAUCCAACUUUUUUUCCAUCCAAUUUUUGUCUUUUUCAUCACAAAAAAAUUUUUUUUCAUUAAUUUUUUUAAAAAGUCCAUUUUUUUAUUCAAUAGAUAUAUAGAGAAAGAAUGACGGAACCUUCUUUCAAAAAGGUUGAGCUUUCAAGUUUUUUUGUGAAAAGUUGUCAUAAUUCUGAAAAACUAUUUUUCUUACAAAGAUGAUAUUUUACUUCGAAUUUUGGAAUUUUUCUGAUAAUUGGCCAAAAAAAUCACAAUGUUGCAAUUGGAGGUUCUGGAAGUUUACAUUUUUGGGGAAAAAGAGCCGAUUUCGGCGGAUUUUUAUGGUUUUCUACAAUUUUGAGGCCUUUUUAUGAUGGGAACUAGGAAAUUUCGCAGUUCCAGGAACUUUUUCUAGUGGUUUUCUAGCAAUUUUUAAAGUCUAGGAGCUUUUUCUAGCAGUCUUCUGGCAGUUUUGCAGUUUUAAGAUCUUUUACUAGCAUUUUUCUAGCAGUUUUUCAGUUCUAGGAGAUUUUUUUUUAGCAAUUUUGGCGUCCUAGGAGAUUUUUCUAGCAAUGUUCGAGCAAUUUUUAAGUCCUAAAAACUUUUUAGCAGUUUUCAAGUAGAUUUGCAGUCCUAGGAGCUUUUUCUAGCAAUUUUGCAGCCCUAGGAACUUUUUCUAGCAGUUUGAAGAGUUAUCUGGCCAACUUAUAUAAAAUUUAACGAAAAAAAUGCAUUUUUCUUACACGAAUUUCAAUACAAUUUUGAAUGUAAAGUCAAAAAAAAGUUGGUAAAAAGGAGCUUUUUCAAUAUUUUCAACAAUAAUUUAGGUGAUUUCAUCAGCCCGGAAAUGACCGAAACUGAAGAAUCUCACUUAUUUUAUGCCACUAGCUCGAAAUUGAGAAAAAUCGGGUGAGAAAUCUUUAAAAAAAGCAAAUUCAAAAAUUGGUUCAGUAUCAAAGUGGAAUACGAUCCAAGGAAUAAAUGUUUGGGAAAUGAAACGUCGGAAAUAAAUCUGCCGACUUGUGAAAUGUCGCUCUCUGCGCCGGUUUUGGCGGCUCGGAAAAAGCGCGAAGGACCCUUUUCUCAGAUUUCGAGGGUUUUCAACGAUGAAGAGGUUUUUCAGGACCCUGUAGUUCAAUUAUAGUGUUAUAGAAUGUUUGAAAAGGUUAUUUGAAGCAUAAAAAAAAAGUCGCGGAAAAAUUCAUCUUUCAAAAGUUUUCUUGCAAUUUUAGCGGUAUACCGUAUAACUGAAAUUCGAUAAAUGAAGACUCUUUUAGAGGAACUUUUUAUUUUAAUUUGCACCCAAAAAAAUAAGGAAAUUGUGUUUAAAUUAUUCAGUACGACUUAGUAAAACGAAAGAGUUUCAAUUUUUGUUCGAAUUUUUUUUUAAUUAGAAGUUUCUAUGAUGGUUCUACACAUGGAAAUUUUUUUUGGCCAUUCUCCGAAUAUUCUUGAGAAAUCUACAGUCAUCAUAAAAGUGGAUUAUCAGAAAACGAACAAAAAUCGAAAAAAUUAUGAUGUUCACAUUGCAUUUUUUAACGAAUUUGGUUUUCUGAGCUGGGUCAGGAUUUUAUUUUCAGGGUCUCUAUUUUCAAAUUCAGAUUAUCGAAGCCGGAGAUCGAAAAGAGAUGCUCGAAUUCCAAGCAAACUGCAUCAAAAUGUCGACUUUUACUGUUCGAUUUGACGUGCCACUCCUCCGGAUCCGCCUUCCUGAGAAGAAAAACCUGGAACUUAUUUAUAAUCGGCUCCUGAACGACCUGGCCUUGUGGAAACCUGCGGCUCCAGCCCUUCGGAUCCCGGAAAAUGACGUCAAAAUCAACGCCUUGAACUCGAUCCAAGCGUCGUCGAGUCGUGAAAGUAGUCUUUUUAUGAGUUUCAUGAAAAAACGACUUUUUUGUCUCAUUUUUCUCUUUUUUGUUUGGGAUUUUGUUAUUUUUUAAGUUGUUUAAGGAUCAGUUUCUUGAAAAAACGACUUUUUUUCUCAUUUUUUUGGGUAUUUCGUUAUUUUUUUAAGUUGCUUAAGGUAUUUAGAAGCAGAAAAAGUUCGUCGUAGAGCCGGAAAUUGAUAUUUUGCAAAAAAAUUGUUACAAAAAUAUUUUUUUGAAUUUUUUUUACUGUGUGUCUUUUUGAUAGAAAAAAAGAUUCUCAUCUAAGAAAAAAAUAUUAAUUUUUCCAAGCCAGGAUCUUUUUGAAUAUGAAAUUGAGAAUUGGACCUCUUCAUACUUCAAAAAAAUGAUCGAAAAAAAUAUAACUUUUUCAUUUUUACAUGCUCAUUUGGUUCAGGAGAAGCUCAAAAAAAUUCAUUUUUUCAUUUUCCAAGACUUCUAGCUAUUUUUUUGAAGAGAAAAAGUUUGUUUUCGAUUUUUUUGAAAAAGGUUGAGAAUCCAAUGAAAUUUUGGUGAAAGAUAAUGUCGAAAAUCAGUGGAGAAAUGACAUUUUUUGCUUAUUAGCCGAGUUAUAAACCCUUGAGUAGGUACUUCAGUGGAAAAAGAGGGUUUCUAGAAUUUUUGAUGAUUCAGGGUUUCACUGAAAAAAAUUUUUUUUUGGACUGAUUUUUUUUUUCUUUUUUCACGGCUGUCUUGAGCCAUCGAAAAAGGGUCCUGACACGAUAAUGGACGAGAUAGCGCCUGGCUCGUGGAGAGCGCAGACAAGACACGCCCCCUUAGCGUCCCAAGCUGGCCAUGAAUCAGCUAUAGCAUUUGAAAAUUUCAAAACCAGAUUUUUACGAUUUUUUUUUUGCUUUUUUUCUGCUUUUUUCAGUUCCCUUCUCAGAAUUUGAGCUUUUCCUAUCCAUUUUAUCCCCUAAAAUCCUCGUCUUCCAGACGACAUCGACGUCUCUGAAGAUGUGGAAGAUGAAGAAGAAGAAAAGGAGGACUUUGACCGAAACCGUAAUCACAACUUCUGCCUCACUUUGAACAUCCACAAAGGCACUGUCCUAUGUGAAACCGUGGUCCGAGAGGUCUUAAAAUCCCAAAUUUCAACCCAAAUCCGACUUUUGAGAACACCCAGCAAGUUGGAAACGGACAGGUGGCCCUGGAUUUCCAAGGCGCUCAUUUGGGAACGACCUUUGGGUAUCACGGCGCUGAGAAUCACACUUUCUUCCACUUCACGACCAGGAAAACGUCCAUUGGAAGUUCUAGUGAGUUUAAAUAAUGACCAGGCUUGGGAAAAAUCUUGGAAAAUGGUUUUUGAAAGGGUUUUUGUGAAAAUUUGUUAGGGUUAGUUGAGAAAUUGACGAAAUACUAGAGAAAUUUCAUUUUAAGGCGCCUCAAUCCUAGAUUAAAAACCAAUUUUUCCCACUUAGCGUCCUUUUUUCACAUAUUAACUACUCUGAGGGGACCCUAGAGGGGCGAGAAAACCACUUAAGGGAUCACUAAAUGACUCUAAUUUUUCGCGAAGCUUCAAGGCUUCAAAAAUCGCCUGAAACGGCAAAUAAGAGUCAUUUUUUUCAUGUAAUAUGAAACCUGGAGGCUUUAAAGUUUGAAAUUUUGAAAUUUUGUCGAAUUUUGAUAUUUUUGAGAUUUUUUUUGAAGAGUCGGAGAUCGGGAUUUGAUUCUAAUCAAAGAAAAAUAUAAGGCGAAAAAAUUAAUUUUAUUCAAAGUUAUGUUUAAUUUUAUUUCUAUUCUUUUUUUGGUUUUUUUUUUACUCUUGUUCGACUACUUUUGACUAUAGUUAACCUUUUUUUACAAUAGAUCGACCCGAUGCGAUGAAAAGGACACUGGAAGCGAAGGAUUUCGGAAAAUGGACCCGGGAAGAAACCCAAGCGGAGUUUGUUGAAGCAAACGAUGAACUCAGUGUCGGGUCAACGAAAGAUUCACUUGGGAUAGCUCUUCACUCCCAUUUUAAGCCUGAUUCCAAUGUUAAGGUAAUCUUUCAAGGGCUCGGCAUCAAUAUUAAGGAAAUCAUUUUGAGCCCGAAUUCUUUGUUAAGUAAAAAGUGUGCUUUUAGGAAGAAAAAAGGUCAGUUUAGGCCCGAUUUCGACGUUAAGAUAAAUAUUCUAGGUCUAUUAUAACUUUUGAGGCAUCGUUUUGAGCCCGAAAUCAAUUUUGAAGCGAAAAAUAAGACUUUAGAAAGAGAAAAUGGUCGUUUUAGGCCCGAUUUCAAUGUUAAGGUGAUCAUUUUAGGUCCGAAAUCAAUUUUAAGGCAUAAUCCUUUUGAGCCUCAAAACAAUUUCAAGCAAAAAGUGCGCCUUCAGCAAGAGAAAAAGAUCAUUUUCAUUUAAAGAACAAUUUCGAUGUUUGGCUGAUAGUUUCAGGUCCGUUAUAAAUUUGAAGGCAAUUUUAUUGAGCUUGAAAACAUUGUUAAGCAAAAAGUGUGCAUUUAGGAAAAAAAUAAUUUUAGGGCUCGGUAUCUAUGUUAAGGCGAUCAUUUUGAGUCUGAAAGCAAUGUUAAGAAAAAGUGAGACUUUAGCAACAAAAAAAAAUCGUUUUAGGCCCGAUUUGGAUGUUGAGACAGAUAUUUUGGGCCUGUUAUAACUUUUGAAGCAAUCGUUUAAGGUCUGAUAUAAAUUUUCAGCAAAAAGUGUGCUUUUAGGAAGAGAAAAAUGGUCCUUUUUGGGCUUUUUAUCAUUGUUGAGGUGAUCAUUUCAGGUGUUAUAUAAAUUUUAAAGCAAUUAUUUUAAGCUUUAUAUCAAUUUCGAAUGAAUAAUGAUUUUAGAACUAUGCUUUCAGCAAAACAAAAUGUUCAAAAAGGUCUUGAUUUUCAUUUUUGACCAGUUUUGAAAACGCUGCAUGGCCCAUUUUUUUCACUAUAUCCCAGAAAAAAUGUUCAAAAUCUAAGUUUAAAAAAAAUGGGAAAAUUCUUAAAAAUGACGAAUUAAAAUAAAUUCACGCUCACGGAUGUUCGCUUUGUAGGAGUUUUUGGUUAAAAAUUUAGAGCUACGUUAAAAAUUUCUAAGCGCUCCCAGUAGACUGUUGAAAACUCAAGGAAAAGCUCGUUUUUUGAUUUUCCAAAAUCGAUUUCUCUAGGUUUCAUUUUAGUAGAUUGCUAGAAUCACCAGGAAAAUCUUAUUCGAAAUCGAAUUUUUCCAGGAUGUCCUCCUUGCCGUCGCUCUCAGAAACACCCUGUUCCAUGCUCGUCAUUUUGAAGACGUCGGCCAGUUUUGGGCGGCCCAACUCGUCGAAUUCUUCACCUUGGAGCAUCAUCCAGUUCCUGAGACUCCCUUGAUCACAGUACUUGCAAUUUUUAGCUCUAAGGAGUUAGGCAUUUUCAGCCGGACUUGCGUUUCGAUUUGGAAAAUGUUGUGCUUGGAUACGACCACGUUUGGGUGAAUCCGGAUAGCGAUGCUAGGCUUCGGUAAAAAAGAUUUCUUGAUAAUCUGCCAUUCUUGUAUUCUUUAUUUAUCAUACGUCGACUGGAUGAUCGCCCCAGAGAAGUGCGGCUUGCCUCAGUACAUUUUCAAAUUUAUUUUUUGCCCGCAAAAGGCAGGGGUGGAAUCAAGCCGAUGUAUGGUAUUCAUUAACUUCUUUGUGCGCUCAUUUUUUUUAUGAUUUUUUGAGUUUUCUACAAAUUUAUCCUACAAGGCAGGUCAUUGUAGGUCAUACUCUGGAACUUUCUGAAAAUUGGCCAGAUGGUUUCUUGAUGUACCGGAUGAAAUUCUUGAGAGUUUCAGGCUUCAAAACUUCCUAUUUUUCUAGAAAUACGGGCUCUCUGUGUUCAUUUACUCCUUUGUGGGCUCAUUUUUGAUGAUUUUUUGAGUUUUAUGGACAAAGUUUUCCUACAUGCGUUUUUCGAAUCAAAUUUAAAGCCCCCUGUAGGGCCCACUUGAGCUUUAGGGGCUAAGGGGUCAGACCCCUAUCACCUCAGUUUUGCCCCUAUAGGGACCGCUUUUUCGGCUCCUAGAGGGAUUUUUUUCCCCCCUAACCCCUAUAGAGGCCACUCUGAAAUCAUUAAGGUUGUACCGAAGAAGGCCUUGAAAGUUUCAGUCUUCAAAACGUUUUAGUUUUGUGGAAAAACUGGCUUAAAGCUUGAUACCAGCUCAUUUUGACGGAUUUUAAUAUUUUGCUCCGACUUGUAACCGUAUUUUAUUGGAAGCUAGGAAAUCGUGGAGGUUUAUAAGUCUCGAAUCUUCUUUAGUUCAUUAGGCGUAGACUUGUUCUGCGCCAUUUGGGUUUAGGUUAUCAGUUGCUUUUUUGGCUUAUUUUCAGAGAAUUUCAGAGCUUACAUGGAAAUUAUUCCUCUUCUUGGGUGUGAAAUGUGAAAAAUGAAAAAUCUCAUCAAUUUAUCGAGAAAGGAUAAUUUUCAGACUCGUUUUGGGCGACUGUAACUUCAGCAGCUCGUUGGUUCGGGAAAAGAGUGUUUCCAAGGUACUUGAUCUGAAACGUUUUGACACGCUUUGAAAUUGCGCGAAAUGGCUUGAAAUUUUGCGGUUGGCUAUUUUUUUAGUCAGUAAAUAGGAAGAGGGAUUAGUACAGGGAUGUUUUCAAUCAUUAAUCCAAGUUUUAGAGUUCAAAUCGAAAAAAUAAUUAAAAUGUUCAAGCUCCCCUUGCUACAGGAUAAAAUAGUAAGAACGUACGGUUUUUUUCCAAGAGUUGGAAACCAUUCUACCACAGCUUAUAGGAAAGAAAUUCCUCAGAACCUUCCUUUUUCGAAAAGAAGAAAAGAGCGAAUCGAUAGAUCAUCACUAAGGUUUGAGCCGAUACCUGGAAUUUUAAAUUCUGAAAGGUAUUCAUACUUUAUUCGAAGCAUUUGAACUAUCUUUUGACGGUAAUACCCUAUUUUAUAUUUGUAGCUCAUACUUCAGCCUCACUAGACAUUUAGAGCCAAUUACGACGUUUCAAAUCAUGAAAUAUUGACUAGGAGUACAUUUAAAAAAAAUUGAAUGUUCAGACCCUCUGCGUUUUUGAAAACUCGAGUCUUUUGCUCAGCAACGAGUCUCCAAGAAAACUUGCCCGUCUGGAUGAUUUCAAAAAUAAAAAAGAUUUUUUGAAAGUUCUGGACGUUGGCCUGAUGCAACUGGAGGUUUAUAUAGCUUAUAGAAAAAUUUUAAAACACAAAAAUUAAGGUCAUGAUCUCAAUGACGAAAGACGAAAAAAUCCCACUUUUUGAGAUCAAGUGCAGUAACGACAUUGUACAGGUUAUAGAUUUUUUGAUUUUUCUGAAAAUCAAGAAAAUUCAUUCAGAUGUGGGCCUGUGCCGAUUCCCUUGCCUUGCUUGUCAAUGUUUUGUCGGAAAUGUCCGAGGUUUACAAGUUCCGGACGACUCCUCCGAAAAAAGAAAACGAGCAGAUUACCAGGGAAUCCUCAUGUGAACCUCAAGUCGAGGUACUUGGUUCAAAAAUACGAAUUUUGAAAAAAUUGGGAAUUUGAAAGUGAACUUAUUCAUGAAGUUACAACAGAAAAAUCGUGACCAUAACCCUGGAGAGACCACUUGAAUUUCACCCCUAUAAGGAUCACUUUUUUUCUGCCCUUGGUUGACUUGGCUUUGAAAAAAAUAGACCUUUUUCAAAGCCAAGUCCUUCUCCCCCUAGUUUUUUUCAUAUAGGGACUUUUUUUCUCCUAACCCCUAUAGGGACCACUAUAGCCAGUUUAUCAAGUUUAUUUGGAUUUGAAGUAUAAAAAGUAUGUUAGAACAUUUAUAGUUUAUUAAAGUUGGAAAAAAAUGGGCCUUUUUUUCAUCUAGAUCAUAGGCGACAGCCAAGCCCCCUCCUUCCUAAUUAGAUUAUUUAUACAUCGACUUUUGACUUUUUUUAAAAGAUCGGACUAGCACCGUCCAGCCUGAAAACACUUUUUUCACGAUUUUUGCGAACCUCCCCCCUCCGUUUUCUAUUUUUUUAUUGCUAAGCCCCCUUUUCAGAUCCCACCGAGACUAUCCCAUGUAUGCUUUAAAUAGAGCUUCAUACAAAAAAAGUGUUAAAUGAUAUUUUUUUGCUCAAAAAAAUAUUUAAAAAGUUCCUAGAGAAAAAAUUGAUCUACAAAAGCAAGUUCUAUGUAGAGCACAACUUGAUAAAGUUUCGAACUUCCAAAAAAAAUAUUUCGAUCUAAAGUCGAAAAGUCAAAAUUUGUGCUGACGAAACUGCAUAUCUAGAAAUUUCCUUUUUAUUUUUAUUAAAAAUCCUACUGUAAGUCUAGAAUAUUUCCUUGUCUGGGAGGUGCCAAAUUUCUUGGCAAGAAUUUCCUGGUUUGAAAAUGGUCAUUUUUUUCUUUAAAAAAAUAAAUUUUCAAAAUUUCAAACCAGUGUGCAUUGAAGCUAAGAAAAAAAUCCAGUCAAAAAAAUGAAUAUUUUUUUGAUUUUUUUCAGGAACAAGAAGAAUUGCCACCCCUCGUUUUUUUCGACCUCCGAGCGGAAAGUCUCCUUUUCUGA